Messenger RNA from Dermochelys coriacea (leatherback sea turtle), 3796 nucleotides. RefSeq names its product mitogen-activated protein kinase kinase 1 (gene MAP2K1). NCBI's taxonomy places the organism in Eukaryota, Metazoa, Chordata, Testudines, Dermochelyidae. The transcript has 12 exons. Gene Ontology annotation, biological process: protein phosphorylation. Gene Ontology annotation, molecular function: ATP binding; protein kinase activity. The record is from RefSeq and is a predicted model, not a curated record. Bases 387 to 1601 code for a protein of 404 amino acids.
UGCGCACUGGGGGCGCCCGAGGAGCGUGCACAUGCGCAGUAGCGGAGAGGGACACAUUUUGGGAGCGGGCGGUGUUGGCCACCACGGUGCGGCUCGGGGCACUCCUCGCUGCUCCGUCGGGGAGCGGCCCCUGGCGCGGGUGGAUCUGGAGCUGCUAGGAGAGUCCCUUCACUCUGCUUGGCUAGGGAGAGCCCGCUGGCUGGUAGGAGCGGGAGCUGCUGGAGGAGCCCGUCCCUGGGAGCUGGAGAGAUCGCCCUGUAGCCCGGCUGGAGCGGGAACUGCCGCAGGAGCCCCUCUCUCUGCCUAGCGGGAGGGAGCCCCUUGGAGCUGGCCGGAGCAGGAAGGGGGAUUUUCGGAAGUUGAAGCUCCAUUAUUCUUAUCUUAAGAUGCCUAAGAAGAAGCCCAUGCCCAUUCAGCUGAACCCGGCUCCAGAUAGCUCCACCAUCAAUGGGACCAGCACUGCAGAGUUUUUCUUUGGAGGGAGCAGUCAGCUGACAAAUUUAGAGGCGCUGCAGAAGAAGCUGGAAGAGUUAGAAUUGGAUGAGCAGCAACGUAAACGUCUUGAAGCUUUCCUUACUCAGAAGCAAAAAGUUGGGGAACUGAAGGAUGACGACUUUGAGAAAAUCAGUGAACUGGGAGCAGGAAACGGCGGUGUGGUCUUCAAAGUAUCUCACAAACCUUCUGGCCUCAUUAUGGCAAGAAAGUUAAUUCACUUAGAGAUCAAACCAGCUAUUCGAAACCAGAUCAUUCGUGAGCUACAAGUUCUACAUGAAUGUAAUUCUCCAUACAUAGUGGGCUUUUAUGGAGCUUUUUACAGUGAUGGAGAGAUCAGCAUUUGCAUGGAACACAUGGAUGGCGGGUCCUUGGAUCAAGUACUGAAAAAAGCUGGAAGAAUUCCAGAGCAGAUUUUGGGCAAAGUUAGCAUUGCUGUAAUAAAAGGUCUCACAUAUUUGAGAGAGAAACAUAAGAUAAUGCAUAGAGAUGUUAAACCAUCUAACAUUUUGGUAAACUCUAGAGGUGAAAUCAAGCUUUGUGAUUUUGGCGUCAGUGGACAACUGAUAGAUUCAAUGGCAAACUCGUUCGUGGGGACACGGUCCUACAUGUCACCGGAAAGACUCCAAGGUACUCAUUAUUCAGUGCAAUCAGACAUCUGGAGUAUGGGAUUGUCAUUGGUAGAAAUGGCCAUUGGCAGAUACCCAAUUCCCCCUCCUGAUUCCAAGGAGCUGGAGCUGAUGUUUGGCUGCCCAGUAGAGGGAGACUCUCCAGUUUCUGAGACUUCACCCAGGCAAAGAACACCUGGCCGACCAAUGAGCUCCUAUGGACCAGACAGCAGGCCUCCAAUGGCAAUCUUUGAACUUCUGGACUACAUCGUCAAUGAGCCUCCUCCAAAAUUGCCCAGUGGUGUUUUCAGUCCUGAAUUUCAAGAUUUUGUGAACAAAUGCUUAAUAAAAAAUCCAGCAGAGAGAGCAGAUUUGAAGCAACUCAUGAUUCAUGUUUUCAUUAAGAGAUCUGAAGCUGAGGAAGUGGAUUUUGCAGGAUGGCUUUGUUCGACUAUAGGCCUCAACCAGCCUAGUACACCCACGCAUGCUGCUGGAAUCUGAAUAUUGAGAGCAAAUCUUGUACUGUACAUCUGUUUAAAAUAAUGCUAUUUUGGUCUCAUUUCUCAAGCUUGUCUCUGUUCCAAUAUGUAUUUCACCUCUUAAGGAAGGAAGUCUGUUCUAGCAUGUGCCAAAUCCUAUUUGUUUUAAAUUUUUGUCCUAAAUUAUUUGGUGUUUGUAUUGGAUUACUUUUACUUUAACUGACCAAAAUGUGUGAGAUGUUGAAAUUAUAGUGCUUGCUGAUUAAGUGAACUUGGAUAUUUUUUGUAAUGGAAAUCUCACUGGGGGUACUUAGUCCCAGAUUGUUUGAGCUCUAUCAGGAUUCCUUGUAAGUUGGUGGUACUUCAAUCAUGCUUAUCUAGUCUCUCACACAAGGUUGUUAGAGAUCCUCCUAAACAAUAUUUGUCAAGCAUGCUUGUGCUGUUAUCAAACUGCAUCUCAAAGUUAGUCAAUGCUUUUGUGUAGAGAACUCUUCCCAGUGAAACGGGCAAGAGUCCUGUAUUGCCAUGAAACAUAGGGCAUCAUAACUACUUUUUGACUUGUUUAUAUUUCUAUAUUUAUUUUUAAAUGUAUUGUCAUACUUGGGAUUGUUUAGUAGUAUGUCUCCUUUAAUUGGUUUUUUUUAAAAGUCCUAUAGACUCAAGAGCUAAAAGUGCAUCAGGCUUGCUUCCUUUUAACCCAACUAAAGAAGACUUAUGACAACUGCGUGUAUAGUGUCUAAAAUGUAUGAAAAUACUUUUAAUUACUUUAUUCUUUCAGAUGGCUACCAGUUUAAUCUCAUACUAAUAAAUAUAUUAUCAAGUAACUUCUUUAGAGGAUGGGUAUUUUUAAAUUCUUCAGUGUAAGUUGGGAGUAAUUGGAAUUUAACUGACAGAGCCUGCACCUUUGCUGUAGAGCGUGUGCACAAAUAAAAUGAAAUAGCUGUUUAAAUACGUUCAGGAAAUAAGCACCUGUUUGAUACUAUUGUGUUACAUAAACCCCAUUCCAAUUACCAUAAGCCUACAUAGGCCUUUUCACUGUCUCGUGUUGAAGUGAACGGGAAUCCAAUCCUCAUCUUUCAAUAUACAUAACGCUCACCUGAGUCAGAAAGGAGCUAGUAUUGAACUCCUUUUUCAAGCUAACAGUGUCACAUACCCUGUUUCUGACCAGAGCUCUCUUUUCUUACACAGUAGGUAGAGGCUCAGGCCUUCAGUUUACAUUUUAUUUCCAGAGCUGUGCCUGUGUUUUGGUGCCAGUGUGCACCCUAGGAGGUGGUGUUUACUCCUUCUCAUAACAAGAAGGAAGGGUCACUAAAUGAUAUUAAUAGGCAGCAGUUUAAAACAAACAGAAGUAUUUCUUCACACAACACCCAGUCAACCCAUGACAUGCUGCCUGUUGUGAAGGUUAAGACUAUAACAGGGUUCAAAAAAGUAGAUGUAUUCAUGGAGGAUAGGUCCAUCAAUGGUUAUUAGCCAGGAAUGGGUACGGAGGGUGUCCCUAGCCUCUGUUUGUCUGAAACUCAGAAUGGAUCACUUGAUGAUUACCUGUUCCAUUAUUCCCUCAGAAGCAUCUGGCAUUGGCCACUGUCAGCAGACAGGAUACUGGGCUAGACAGACCAUUGGUCUGACGCAGUAUAGCCCUUAUCUCAUGUACCUCUUGAGCUGCAAUUUGCACCUGCUGUGUGAAAUCAGAUGCUGGUUCAAUUGUACCAUCCUGUAGGGUGUAUUAACAGUGUCCCCUCUAAUUCUGCCUGCUCCUGUGGGAAAUGAGGGACUUUAUUUCUGCCCUUCUUUAGCUGGUGUGGUCAGGUGCUAUUUUGCAAGUGUUGUCUAAUAUGCUGUAUGUACCUUGACCCUGUAUUGAAUAUACUUAACUGACCGCUCCCAAAUUAUGUAGCACAAACCCUGAAUAUGUGAGACCAGCAUGAGAAAAAAUACUAUCCCGUGUAAACAAGCACAGACUCUCUAACUGAACAAAUAAUGAACAUGAGUGCACCAUUUCCCAUUGUCAACUUGGUUUCUUGUUAGGAAGCCAGUUUUGACUGCUUGAAGUAAUCCCUACCCUGUUACAUUUUGUGAGGGUUGUUGCAUGUUUAACAUUUGCUCAGCUGUUAUAAAAAUGUCCUUUUUCCAGAGGAGACUAUGGCCCUUUCUAUUAGGCUCCGGUGAUAUUUAGUGAGAGCAUUCUACCAAAAGACAGCAAAAACCCCAACAAAAACC